AUGCCUGAUAAAAAGGACCAGGGCGCGCCCGGACAAGAUAUGUCCAGCAUUAUUGCCCAGCUGACCGCGCUGCUCGAGCAUCAGACAAACACAACUCCAGCAGCCAGUUUCCGUUUGGAGCUCGCUGUGCCUACAUAUGAAGGCCACACAGAUAAGAAAUCGGUGGCGGACUUCCUUCAGGAAAUGCAAGAUUACCGCGACGCGCAAGCCAUUACGGAUGACGUUCUCCAGCGCGUUUUGCCCGUUGCCCUGACUGGGUCCGCCGCCCGCUGGCGUCGUCGCCAGUCAUUCCAAAGUUGGACGCACUUUGAGCAGCUACUGCGAGCAGAAUUCCUCCCCCCGGGCUACGUCGUCCGCAUGAAAGACGAGCUUCGCGCCCGUAGUCAGGCGGAGAAGGAAAGCCUCCAAGAAUACAUAAGCUCCUUUCAGGAGCUUUACGAGCGCGCAGAUCCUUCAGCACCCGAAAUGGAAAGAGUCACCCGGGCAAUCCGGCAAUCUCACCCACGCUUUCAGGCUUAUCUAAGGGGCCGUACCUUCUCUUCGCUUGACGAUCUCGCUAAAGCGGCGAUGUUGGCAGAGCUUACUUACCAGCCUCCAUCCCCGCCUCAAGCCUCCCUCGAGCCGUCUUGCGCGUGGCACUGUUCUCAAAUUGCAAGCCCGGGGAAUAUGGUACCGCCUCCAAGGGCGCUGGACCCAUUCAUUCACCGCACCUUUGCCACCCAGCGGCUGCCGCCCAGUCAGGCGCAGAAGAUACACGCAGGAGCAUUUCAGUCUGCUUCCAGUGCGGAGGACGAGGCCACUACAAGAGCAAGUGCCCGAGCGCCCCGGGCUUCCUACAGCAGGGAAACGACGAGGGCCGGCGGUGGUGAGCAGCUACCACUCACCGGCCAACGACCUACCGCGCCCCGACGUCUCAUCGCAACAUGCAGGCUCCGGAACGACCUCUCCGGCAGCAGCCUACCAUUACGCGGUGUCACUUGCAACAUCAAAGCAUCUUGCAGCGGCCUUCAAGCACCGAGCGGGGGCUGGCGUUUCCGAGACUACGAAAAGCAGGGUGUUUUGGUCGUCUCACCAUCCUGCGGCCACGCCGCUGAGCCGCGGACAACCUCGGCAGCAGAGAGGGGGAGAGAAACGGCUCCUCACACUCGAAUCAGCACCGGCAUCAACGGUAGUAGCUGUACCGGAAAGGUGUCACCCCCCCAGAUCGAAGGCCCAGGAUCUCGGACAAAUGAUGCCGCUGGCAAUUGGAACGGAGGAAACAAAAAGAAGGGCUGCCUGAUGUCUGCACCUUCGGUAGCCUCAGAUGCAAGCCAAUACCCGAAGACUACACCGGGACCUGCGAAGAAAAGAAACAUUUUAAUGAGCAUCAGACGAAAACAGAGCCUGAUGCAGGGACAGAAGCUAAAGGCUGAUGGAGCCUGACGGGGCCUCUGACCCUAAACAGUCUACAGCGGUUACAAAUACAACACAAAUCUUAGAAACAAAGGAAAUAAAGUAAAAGAAACGCAGCAUUUGACACCGGUACAUAAACGCAUUGCAUAUACUGUUGCACAACAAAUGACACAUAACAAAUGAUACAUAAUAUGACGCUAAGCAAUUUACUUGAAUAAAUCAGCACAAACAGCUGUUGUACAAAAACAUA
Dermacentor andersoni is the source of this 1642-nucleotide messenger RNA. NCBI's taxonomy places the organism in Eukaryota, Metazoa, Arthropoda, Arachnida, Ixodida, Ixodidae. The record is from RefSeq and is a predicted model, not a curated record.